CAUUCUUCCAUUUUUAUUUUUUAUUUUUCUCGUCGCUCUCCUUCUCCUCCUCCUUCUCUCUUUCUCUUCUUCCCUUUUCCUUCUCCUUCACCUGCCGCCGAAGGAAAAGGUUGCCGGAUUUGUUUUUUAUAUAUAUAUUUUCCCAAUUUUUUAACCUCUUCUCUGUUUCUUCUUUUGCCGGAUAUAAAAAUGAUCCAAUAAGCAAAUUCACAAAAAUGACCCAAAGCCCAUUAAUCUCAAUAGCCCAAUAGACAAUUGUCUCAGUUCAUUCUGCACAUAGGCGUGGCUUCCCCACCUCCCUCCGUCCCGUUGCUGCAGUGGAGAGGAAGAAACUGCAGACGAAGCAAAGUAAUCCAACACAGCAGAAGAAAAAGGCGCUAAUCAAAGUACGCGAAGAAGGUGAAGAAAGAGGAGGAGGAAGAAGAACGUCGAGAUGAAGAUAGAAGAAGUGCAAUCCACAACGAAAAAGCAGAGAGUUGCAACUCAUACUCACAUCAAAGGCCUCGGCCUCGAGCCUACUGGAAAAGCAUUGCCUUUGGCUGCCGGAUUUGUGGGGCAAGCUUCAGCAAGGGAAGCUGCUGGCCUUGUGGUUGAUAUGAUCCGCCAAAAGAAGAUGGCUGGGCGUGCAUUGCUACUGGCCGGUCCCCCGGGCACAGGAAAAACAGCCCUUGCUUUAGGAAUUUCCCAAGAACUCGGUAGCAAGGUCCCAUUUUGCCCAAUGGUUGGUUCUGAAGUGUAUUCGUCGGAAGUAAAGAAGACUGAGGUUUUAAUGGAGAACUUUCGCAGAGCUAUUGGUCUUCGAAUCAAGGAAAACAAGGAGGUUUAUGAGGGAGAGGUGACUGAACUUUCUCCGGAAGAAACUGAGAGUGCUACUGGUGGAUAUGGCAAAAGUAUUAGCCAUGUUAUAAUUGGAUUGAAAACGGUAAAAGGUACUAAACAGUUGAAGUUGGAUCCAACGAUUUAUGAUGCCUUGAUCAAGGAAAAGGUAGCUGUUGGAGAUGUUAUCUACAUUGAAGCAAAUAGUGGAGCAGUUAAAAGGGUAGGAAGGAGUGAUGCUUUCGCCACUGAGUUUGAUCUGGAGGCUGAAGAAUAUGUUCCACUCCCGAAAGGAGAGGUUCACAAGAAGAAGGAGAUAGUUCAGGAUGUGACUUUGCAUGAUCUAGAUGCUGCCAAUGCACGGCCUCAAGGAGGACAAGAUAUAUUAUCCCUGAUGGGACAGAUGAUGAAGCCCCGGAAAACUGAAAUCACCGACAAGCUCAGGCAAGAAAUAAAUAAGGUUGUUAACCGGUACAUAGAUGAAGGUGUGGCAGAGCUCGUCCCCGGUGUCCUGUUUAUUGAUGAGGUUCAUAUGCUGGAUAUGGAAUGCUUUUCUUAUUUAAAUCGUGCUUUAGAAAGUUCACUUUCUCCAAUCGUGAUUUUUGCCACGAAUCGGGGAAUCUGUAGUGUCAGAGGAACUGACAUGAUGAGCCCUCAUGGCAUACCAGUGGACUUGUUGGACCGACUGGUCAUUAUAAGAACAGAAACCUACGGCCCUGCCGAAAUGAUACAGAUAUUAGCUAUCCGAGCACAGGUGGAGGAACUCAAAAUAGACGAGGAAAGCCUGGCGUAUCUUGGAGAGAUUGGACAACAAACAUCUUUGAGGCAUGCCGUGCAGUUGCUGUCUCCGGGGAGCAUUGUCGCCAAAAUGAACGGCCGAGAUAAUAUCUGCAAGGCCGACCUGGAAGAAGUGAACACUCUGUAUCUCGACGCCAAAUCGUCGGCGAAGCUCCUUCAAGAACAGCAGGACAGAUACAUUUCGUGAUGAAUACAAGAAAUUGAGUGUAUGUUUUUUCCCAACUUGGUUGGAUCUUUUCUUUUGGAGAAUUGAUUUUAUGUGAAGCUGUAGAAUUGUUACAACUUUCCCAGAUUUUUAAUGAUGUUCUUGGCCUUUUAUUUUCUUGGAUUUCUGAGUCAUAUUGUGGAUCAUAUAUAUAGAUGAUGAGUUCCUAGUUGAUGUAAUACUUGGUGUGUUGUGGAGGACCAUCUUCACAUCACAUCACAUGUGAAAACAAUUCUAAAAACAUACAUUACUUCUCUCUCA
Molecule: messenger RNA, 2080 nt
Organism: Andrographis paniculata
Lineage: Eukaryota; Viridiplantae; Streptophyta; Magnoliopsida; Lamiales; Acanthaceae
Product: ruvB-like protein 1
Exons: 12
Coding region: 434-1801 (455 amino acids)
Biological process (GO): regulation of transcription by RNA polymerase II; box C/D snoRNP assembly; chromatin remodeling
Cellular component (GO): Swr1 complex; R2TP complex; Ino80 complex
Molecular function (GO): ATP hydrolysis activity; DNA helicase activity; ATP binding
Source: RefSeq, a predicted model, not a curated record